Messenger RNA from Eublepharis macularius, 6966 nucleotides. It is a transcript of the gene ANO5, whose product is annotated as anoctamin 5. The transcript has 22 exons. NCBI's taxonomy places the organism in Eukaryota, Metazoa, Chordata, Lepidosauria, Squamata, Eublepharidae. Gene Ontology annotation, cellular component: plasma membrane. Gene Ontology annotation, molecular function: protein dimerization activity; chloride channel activity. Bases 722 to 3517 code for a protein of 931 amino acids. The record is from RefSeq and is a predicted model, not a curated record. Gene Ontology annotation, biological process: chloride transmembrane transport.
GAUGCUCGAGACUGCUCACUUCUAAUUUCCUUUUUUUAAAAAAUGAGAAAACAUUCACUUGCUGAAGGCGGGGAUCUGAGUAGUUAUCAGCUCGGCUGCUGCUCUGCUCGCGAAAAUGCCUUUGCUGUUGCGGCACUUGGGUGUGCGCACCAAGAGGGAGACCCACCCCGGGAAUACACCCGCUUCUUGUCUCAAAAGACUCAACAGGAAAGGGCGGGGAGCAGACCGAGGGAGAGCGCGCGCGCGAGGCGCCUCCCCCCCUCCCCCUGCUCCGUGACGUAAUCCACACGAGUAAUCUGACCCCAAAAUAUGUCCGCGCGCACAGACCCUGACUCACCCGUUUUCUCUUUCUGAGGCUCUUUCCCUUUAAGGAAUAGUAAUUCUUCCCCCAUUCCUAACAAACACUCCCUCUCCAGUCCUCUUCUGUUCACACCCAGCAUGUCCUUUUCCUUGGAGUUCCGACAGGGACCUGCUGCGAUAAGCAGGAGCCUUGGGGCACCUUAGCCGCCUGGAUACUAUGUCGUUCUGCUGCCACAGCCUACUAGCCCGGCGACGCCUCUGGGAACAUUCCCAGGGACCAAACGGGAAAGGAUUGCCAGGGGAGGAGCGAGCGAGAAGAGUGGGGGCGUGCGCGCCUGCCCUGUCUCCCUCCCGCCUCGGCCUGCCCUGCCUCUCCGGAGCUCAGGGCUUGCUGUGCUAAGGUUGCCCGUCUUCUGCUGCCAUGAACCGGCUGGGCAGAAAAGACGAAGAGACUCUCAUCGAGAUGGCCCAGGCCACCGACGGAGAAGAAGUCAAUGGACCUUUAUUUGAGAAUAUAUCAAACACAGAUUCAGAACAUCCUGGUAAUUCUGAGGGCCUAAGCACCACUGAGACUACAUUACUCAUCUCUGACCUUCAAGGGAAUACUGGAAGGAGAUUCAAUCUGUUCCUGAAACGACGUCUCAGGAUUGACAAGCGACAUCAAAGCAAGGAUUCUAUUUUCUUCAGAGAUGGUGUCCGGCAAAUAGACUUCGUACUGUCUUAUGUGGAUGAUCCAAAUAAAGAAGGAGAAAAGAAAGUGGAUAGGAGACGAGAAUUUGAAAACAAUCUGGAAAAGGCAGGUCUGGAACUAGAAACUGAAGACAAAAAGGAAUCUGAAAAUGGAAAAACUUACUUUGUGAAGAUUCAUGCCCCAUGGGAGGUCCUGACCACAUAUGCUGAAGUGCUGAACAUCAAAGUGCCCAUCAAGGAAAAUGAUAUUCCUUCUACUGUAGAGAAUCCCCUGGAUUUCAUUACUCAGCCGUUCAGGCUACCUGAGAAUGUGAUGCAGCCAGAACCAGAUUACUUCACUGCCCCAUUCAGCAAGGAAAGGCAGGAACUCUACCUCAUUCAUGAUGAACAGACAUUUUUCUCCCCGUCAGUUAGAAACAGAAUUGUUUACUAUAUUUUAUCAAGGUGUCCUUAUGGAACGGAGGAAGGGAAGAAGAAGUUUGGGAUUAAAAGACUGUUAAGCAAUGGCACCUACUCUGCUGCUUACCCUCUCCACGAUUGCCAGUACUGGAAGAAGGCAAGUGAUCCAAAGUGUGACAAUGAAAGAUACACACUAUACAAGGAAUGGGCAAGGUUUGCUCGGUUUUUCAAAGAACAGCCCUUGGAUCUUAUCAGGAAGUAUUAUGGGGAGAGGAUUGGGAUCUAUUUUGCCUGGCUGGGAUUCUACACUGAGAUGCUGUUCUUUGCAGCUGUAGUUGGCUUCAUCUGUUUUCUGUAUGGUGCCUUCACAAUGAAUGAAAAUAUGAGUAGCAAAGAAAUCUGUGAUUCUGAAAUAGGGGGAGAUAUUAUCAUGUGCCCACUAUGUGAUCGAAAAUGUGAUUACUGGAGGCUGAAUUCCACUUGUGAGUCUUCACAGUAUUCCCAUUUGUUUGACAAUGUGGCAACCCUCUUUUUUGCAAUCUUCAUGGGCAUCUGGGUUACACUUUUCUUGGAAUUCUGGAAGCGGCGGCAAGCUCGGCUCGAAUAUGAGUGGGAUUUAGUUGAUUUUGAAGAGGAACAGCAACAGCUCCAAUUGAGACCAGAAUAUGAAGCAAAAUGUACUCAAAAGAGAAAGAAUCCAGUAACUCAGGAAUUAGAAAUGUGUAAGAGGAAGACCGUAAAUGACUAUGGGAAACUGAGCUUGUUAUACUUUGGAAUAUUAUUUUGGAUCUCCUUGAUCAUAGCAAGUAUGAUAGCUGUGAUAGUUUACCGCCUUGCAGUUUAUGCUGCUUUUGCCAGCUUGAUGGAGAACACACAAACCCCAACUCCUAUUAGCCGUUUACUGACACCACAGCUGGCAACAUCAGUCACUGCCUCAUGCCUGAAUUUUGUCAUCAUCAUGAUCUUGAAUUUCUUAUAUGAGAGGAUAGCCAUCUGGAUCACAGAUAUGGAAAUCCCAAGAACUCACCUUGAGUAUGAAAACAGACUGACCAUGAAGAUGUUCCUGUUUCAGUUUGUAAACUACUACUCUUCAUGUUUCUAUGUGGCUUUCUUCAAAGGAAAAUUUGCGGGUUAUCCUGGUUCUUACACAUACAUGUUUGAUUCCUGGAGAAAUGAGGAGUGUGAUCCUGCUGGAUGCUUAAUAGAACUGACAACCCAACUUACCAUUAUCAUGGCUGGCAAACAAAUCUGGGGGAAUAUUCAAGAAGCUUUUGUACCCUGGAUCUGGAAUUGGUGGGGCCGUCGAAGAGCCAGGAGCAGUCCAGAGAAUUUGUACAGUCGAUGGGAACAGGACCAUGAUCUGCAGACCUUUGGAGCCUUAGGCCUAUUCUACGAAUACCUAGAAAUGGUUAUUCAGUUCGGAUUCAUUACUCUAUUUGUGGCCUCUUUUCCACUGGCACCGCUACUUGCUCUGAUGAACAAUAUCUUGGAGAUUCGAGUUGAUUCUUGGAAGCUUACAACACAGUUUAGAAGGCCAGUGGCAGCCAAAGCCCAUAGCAUAGGUAUUUGGCAAGAGAUUCUAAAUGGAAUGGCAAUCUUGUCAGUUGUCACAAAUGCAUUCAUUGUAGCCUUUACAUCUGAUAUGAUCCCUCGGUUAGUUUAUUAUUAUGCCUAUUUUACGGAUCUUAAUUCGCCCAUGUCUGGAUACAUUAACAGCAGUCUGUCCGUAUUCCAGACAUCAGAUUUUUCUGAUGCAAACAAACCUGAACAUUCUACAGAAGACUUUGAAACCUGCAGGUACAGGGACUAUCGAUAUCCACCAGACCAUGAGAAAAAGUAUACACAUACCAUGCAGUUUUGGCACAUUCUGGCUGCCAAAAUGGCUUUUAUAAUUAUUAUGGAGCACAUUGUCUUCAUUGUCAAGUUCUUCAUCGCCUGGAUGAUCCCUGAUGUCCCAUCUGAGGUGAAAGCCAAAAUAAAGCGUGAGAAGUACUUAACACAAAAAAUUCUACAUGAGUAUGAACUCAAUAAGCUUAGGCAGAAACUAUGUGAAGGUAGAACCUAUGCCAAUAUGGAAAAGGAAGUCAUUGCCAGUGAAGGAAGAGUGGAGUUAGCAGAAGUCAUGUAACCUGGGGAGAAGGCAUGAGCCUUGUGAAUUCUAGCCUUUGAAAUGCUCAGUCAGCCAUGAGAGUGGUCUUGGAAUUUUCCCGCUUUACAUUCAGUUCUAAAAGUCUUAACUAAAGAAGAAACUAUAGAAGAAACCAUGUGGAUCAGCUGUCAAGAAGUCUACCUUGUGUUCUACAGCCUCCCAGCUGAAAAGCUUGAAAACAAGGUUCAGCUCAUGGUAUUGCAAUGUCUCUUCUGCUGCCAUAUCUUUGUGAGACUUGCUUUUUGGAGUUAGGGCAAUCUUUAAAUGUUUGUAUAAUGAAUAGUCUGAAAAGUUCCAAGUUCUCUGCUGUGAUGCAAAGCCAUGGCUUUCAAAGUAUGUUAACGGUCUCCUUAAGAAAUAUCAGACAAUGGCCAGGAAGGACAUAAAUUCUUUCCUCUGUCCUCACCCAGCCUAAAAUUUGUUUCUGUAUGUAUGUGUCGAUAAGGCCAUGAGGCUGAGAUUAUGUGAAACAUGCACUCCUCCUCUUGAAGCACUGUUGAUUGAUCGUGCAGGAGCCAAAAAGGAGACAUCCUUAUAGUUUUAAUAGAGUUUUGUAUCCUAAUAUUAUGUUCCCUUUGGAUUUAAUAGUAAGCCAUGGACUUGUGGUGCUUGUAUGCUCUUUUUUGUCUGCUUGUUUCCAGACUUGGGAACAGCUCCCAAUCUGCUAGUCAAACCUUGGAAAGGUUCGAACAGCUUAGUAUAGCUACUAUGAGAAAGGUUUCAGGAACCUUGGCACUACCGACACAAAAUAAAACUAACAACUCACAUCUGAUUUUAGAAAAUCAGAUCCUUACUCAGUAUUAAGGAAAUACUAGUUUGUAUUUCUCUGCUUGCUAGCACUGGCUGUUAGAGACUAGGCUGAGUUUUUUAAAUGUUUUGGUUUAGAUAAUCGAUUUGAACAUGAGAUUCAUUGAACAUUUCUUGGAAAAUCAUGCACAUAUCAUGUAUGUGCAUUUGUACUAGACAAAUUUGCACCUUAGCAUGGGUUUGUUUUAAAGGUUAUAUUAAAGGUUUAAAUAGCCUGAACUGUACAUAAAUUGUAAUGUAGAAUUAAUUAUUGCAUAACCUAACAAAAAUCAAAACCUACACAUGCUAUUUCACAAUUUAUUUUUGUGCCUAUUCCAUCUGGUAAACAUUUCCCAAAGUAAGUGUCAAAUAAGACAUGCUUGUGGAAUUAUCUUGCUGCUGUGUUCUGAAGAUGGCUUGAUGAUUUGCCAUAGAAUUCAUAAUUUAGAAAAGUGUGGAUUUUUUUAAAAAAAAAUGCUCUUAUUUUAUGGAGUAGCCAGGAGAGGGGGCACCAAAGAAUCGUCUUAAAAUUAGUAUGACGUAUUAUGAAUAUAUUUGGCAAAGGCCUAAACCAUUGAAGUCUGCAAUUGACUUCAAUACUGUUAGGUAAACGCUCAGUCCUUAUUCCAGAAACAUUGUUAAAGUGGAUUUGAAUUCUCAGAAUUUAUGAGGGCUAUAAAUGUAAAUGACAACCUAUGUUGUUAAUCUGCCUUAAUGUUAAAUAUGUUUGUGUUUGUAUAUGAAAAUAUCUGUUCAUAUAUGAAUGUAUGUUCCUGAUAUUUAAUUAAUGCAAGGUUAUGUAUAUUGAUCUAGCCACAACUUUAGUACUGAAAAAUACUGAUUUUUAAAUGUUCCCUAGAAGAAGCAUUGCCUGUAUUCUCUCUUGAGGCAACCAUGAAAAUUUAUCAAGUCCAGUCUGCAUAGACUAUGCAUGCAAACCUAGCUAUGUGCAAUUUACUUGCAGUAUGUGAUAUAAUUUUUAAUAAUUUCAAGUGGUGUUGAGAUUUUGCUACGUUUCUUAUAGCCAAGUCUACUCUUCACUGCUUAGUGCCUUGUUUCUAUGUACUUGAGAAAAGAAAGAUGUGAAAAUGUUAAUAGUGUAAUGUAUGUAAACUAAUAUAAACUACAGGUGGAUUUUCAGGAAUCAUGAAAGCAUCACUGUUCAAUCCUUUGCAGCAGUAGCUGUCCAGGAAUAACUGUUGCAAACUUCCAAGUUGUUGGGUUCUGUGCAAACCAGCUGACUGCUAACUUACAGAAGUGUUCUGAACACAGCAUGUUGUACAUAAUGAUGGAUAAUGUUGAAAUAGUUGUACUUUGGAAGUCACGUUCAGGUGUUAAGAAUCAGAAAUCCCAGGCUAUCUCAUGCAUGAGGUCUAAAUAGUACAGUGUUUUCUAUAAAAUUCAUUUUAAAAUGCUAUCAAAAAGUGCCCUAGACUAUUAGACUGUUCCCUGAAAGAAACAGUCCACAUAUUAUUAAUGGAGAAGCAGUCAAGAAUCUGGAUGCAUGGGCGAAAUCCUAGUUUAGGCCAAACAAUGUCCACCUCCAAAGGAAAAGGUUAGGUUACGCUUAUCAUCUCAGCCAUGAAGAUUCCAGCAAGGAGGUUAAAAGUGUAUGUCCAGGACAACAGAGAUGACUUUCAUUGCACAACUUUCUGUGACAUAAACCUCAUUCGUGGGGCUGAAUAAGACAUGACUAAACUAACUGCAGAGUUUUGUUUUAAACUUCAAAACAUAGAAGCAAUGCUAAGAUACGUAGACAUUACACACUUCCUUCAGUUGCCAUUUCUCCAGUUGAAUUUGUCCCUUCCCUCUCAAAGUUACUAUAAUUCAAUAAUAUAGAGAAAUGCAGUAAUAUAUAGGUGUGCUGUAUUUUUCCCCAUGGUGCUUCAGCAGCUGCAGAAGGCCAUUUAUAUUGAAGAAAUGGCAUGGGGAAAAGUGUAACACACAAUCCCAUUUCCCCAAAGUUUUCCAUGCUUUUGAGAGAAAGUACUCUGUGCCAGAAAAAUGGUGAAAUAUUAGAAGAGCCAUGAAAUCUAUUCACUUGUUUUCAUAGCAAUCAUUAUAUAGAGAACAAAGAAGUGAUUUCUAUGGGGAGGUAGAUCUGGAAGAUUUCACAAUUACAUCUUGCAGUACUGGUACGAUGACGAGCUGAUUAACAUUGUUUCAACAUCCAUUCUUUCCUUCAUUGUAUGGUGCAUAAUACGACUUCAUGUACUCUGUAUGCAUGUGUAAGACAUAGCAUUUGGGGAGCACAUUAACAAAGAGUUUUCUUAUUUGUAGCAUACUAGGGAGUAACAGUGCAAUUCUAAAGAGGUCUACUCAGAAUCCUGCUGAAGUCUAGCCAGUGGGACUUGCUUAAAAGUACAUGUUCUUAGGAUUGCACUGUAAAUUCAGCAUCCUUCUCAGAUUUUAAAUAAAUCCAUUGACUUCUGAUAUCAUUUGACCUUUAUUUUUGUUAUGAGUCCAGUUUUCUAGAAUGUGUAUGCACAUCUAAGAUAAAUGUAUAGUCUCAUGUUCAGUAUGCCAAAGAUGCAUUGCAAUCACCAAAAAUUUGAAUGUAUGGAGAAGACACAUUAUGUUAAGCACGGUAUGUUCCGCUGUUUUACAAGUGUUCUUAUGAAUUAAAUGGCACAUGUGCAGUA